AUGGCUGAAAAGCAGAUCAGUCUGCCAGCCAAGCUCAUCAAUGGCGGCAUUGCUGGGCUGAUUGGAGUCACCUGUGUGUUUCCCAUUGACUUGGCCAAGACCCGGCUGCAGAACCAACAGAAUGGCCAGCGCCUGUACACAAGCAUGUCUGACUGCCUCAUCAAGACCAUCCGCUCGGAGGGCUACUUCGGCAUGUACCGAGGAGCUGCGGUGAAUCUGACACUUGUCACCCCAGAGAAGGCCAUCAAGCUGGCAGCCAACGACUUCUUCCGUCACCAGCUCUCUAAGGACGGGCAGAAGCUGACGCUGCUGAAGGAGAUGCUGGCUGGCUGUGGGGCAGGCACCUGCCAGGUGAUAGUGACCACCCCCAUGGAGAUGCUGAAGAUACAGCUGCAGGACGCGGGCCGCAUAGCCGCUCAGAAGAAGCUCCUGGCAGCCCAGGCUCAGCUCUCAGCUCACGGCGCAGCCCAGCCCAUGACAGAGGCUCCCCCUGGCCCCCGCCCCACGGCCAUGCAGCUCACCCGGGACCUGCUGCAGAGCCGAGGCAUUGCUGGCUUAUACAAAGGCCUGGGGGCCACACUGCUCAGGGAUGUCCCCUUUUCUAUUGUCUACUUCCCACUCUUUGCCAACCUGAACCAACUGGGGCAGCCGGCCUCUGGCGAGAAGUCCCCCUUCUACGUGUCCUUCCUGGCUGGGUGUGUGGCUGGCAGUACAGCUGCGGUGGCUGUCAACCCCUGUGAUGUGGUGAAGACGCGUCUCCAGUCCCUUCAGCGCGGGGUCAACGAGGACACCUACUCUGGCUUCUUGGACUGUGCCAGGAAGAUUCUGCGGAAUGAGGGCCCCCUGGCCUUCCUGAAGGGCGCGUACUGUCGUGCUCUGGUCAUCGCCCCGCUCUUCGGCAUUGCUCAGGUGGUCUACUUCGUGGGCAUCGCUGAGGCCCUGCUGGGGCUCCUGCAGGGCCCCCAGGACUGAGCAC
Messenger RNA from Elephantulus edwardii (Cape elephant shrew), 976 nucleotides. RefSeq names its product solute carrier family 25 (mitochondrial carrier: glutamate), member 22 (gene SLC25A22). Bases 1 to 972 code for a protein of 323 amino acids. The transcript has 9 exons. The record is from RefSeq and is a predicted model, not a curated record. NCBI's taxonomy places the organism in Eukaryota, Metazoa, Chordata, Mammalia, Macroscelidea, Macroscelididae. Gene Ontology annotation, molecular function: L-glutamate transmembrane transporter activity; L-aspartate transmembrane transporter activity. Gene Ontology annotation, biological process: malate-aspartate shuttle; aspartate transmembrane transport; L-glutamate transmembrane transport.